This is a messenger RNA of Helicoverpa zea (corn earworm), 1003 nucleotides long. RefSeq names its product trypsin-7-like. Gene Ontology annotation, molecular function: serine-type endopeptidase activity. The transcript is spliced from 8 exons. The record is from RefSeq and is a predicted model, not a curated record. NCBI's taxonomy places the organism in Eukaryota, Metazoa, Arthropoda, Insecta, Lepidoptera, Noctuidae. Bases 1 to 948 code for a protein of 315 amino acids. Gene Ontology annotation, biological process: proteolysis.
AUGAAGUGCAUGCAGUUCUUAACCUAUUUUUUAGUUUUAAGUUUUAAUUAUAAUCGUAAUUUAUAUGUAGAAAGUGCGUCGACCACGGUGAAGGCAGAGUUAGAAUGUGAAUUCCCGCCUAAGAUGGAAGAAGACCUCACUCAUGUAAGGAGAAAAAGAUUAACCACAGAGACUGGGCUCGUGUGCCUGGAAGACUACCCGUAUACCGUAUCCGUGAGGCUGCACGGGAAGCAUUGGUGUGGUGGAGCUAUCGUCGGAAAGCUAUGGAUUCUUACUGCAGCACAAUGCUUCGAUUACGUAACAAAAGAAGAAGUAUCAGUUCGCAUGGGAUCGGUAUUCCGGGACUUCGGCGGCAGAAUACUAUCAGUCGUGGAGAUCAGACGACAUCCGGACUACAGGAUGGACCAGUACUAUCCCGAACAUAACCUGGCUAUGGUCAAAGUGAAUCUUCCGAUUACUCCAAACAGCAGGAUGCAGCCCGUAUCGCUGGCAAUCGCUGAUGCUGACCUACCCCCGUCGUUUGGGGAAACCGUGGUCACUGGAUAUGGUUCUGUGGUGACUGGACAAAUCCGCGAGGGCGAGAAUCAAGAGUUGCGGCGAAUGAUAGUACGAGAGGUGCCUAGAGCUGAAUGUCGGCUAAUCUACGGGAAUGACUAUCAUUUACAACAUGACAAUAUGUGUCUGCAGAGCGUCAUAAAAGGCGUUGCAUUGUGUGCUGGUGACACAGGUGACCCGGCGGUACAUUUUAGUGGACUGAACCGCGCUGGCACACUUUUCGGCAUAGCACUGUUUUCUGGUACUGAAGAAUGCGCCUACAAGUCGAAGCCAGGAGUCUUUGCUAAGGUAGCCUACAGCCGGUUAUGGAUUGACAAAGUUCUAGGAGAAGUUCCUGACCACGCGGAAAGCGCUGACAGUACAGAAAAUGUGAUCCCCCUCGAUAUGGAAUAAGAUUAAAUACUAUUUGAUAACAUGAAAUUAAAUUAAAGCAUUUACAUACAUAAAA